Molecule: messenger RNA, 836 nt
Organism: Aricia agestis (brown argus)
Lineage: Eukaryota; Metazoa; Arthropoda; Insecta; Lepidoptera; Lycaenidae
Exons: 2
Coding region: 216-746 (176 amino acids)
Source: RefSeq, a predicted model, not a curated record
CCACCGCGGCAGUCCAGCGCACGCCUCUCACGAAAGUACCGGACGUGGCUUUCUAUCGGUGAACGUUUUAUAUGGCCGUAUUCUAGAACUGUGAUUCACAUAUAUUGUGCCGAUUGUGUUGUGACCGACUUCAUCUCCUUUGAUUUUUUAUUCAGCAGAAAAAUGGAUUUCAGAAAACGAUUUCAAGAGACAAGAAAACUGUUGCGCGGCUCAUCAUGGGUCAAGAACAGUCGUACAACAGCACCUACUCCAAUGUGUCAGUGAAGCGGUACUCGGAGAGGUACGAGGAUCCCGUCCAGUACAGAGUCAACAGAAACUAUCAGACCAGCGAGCGAGACUCGGAGUACAGGCGCUACAGAGCCAGACGGAGCGCCGACAGCUCCAGAAGCGACAACUCCUCGACCGAGAGCAGCGGAUACAGGAGCGGCUCAAGCUCGUACGAGAGGGACUCCGAUGCGUCCUACAAGAGCGACUACUACAGUCCGUCGUUGUAUAAAAACAAACACUACAAGGGAAUAAACAAGGAGUUGUACAAGCCAGUCAAGAUCCCGAAAGAGAAGCAGUACAAAGUGAUACUCUUCGACGACAAGCCCGAAAUCAAAAGCGCCCGACUAAAGAGCUACCUCUGCGAGACGAGCAAGGAAAAAUAUCAGACGGACACCCUGACGCCGAUGAAGAGCGGCAUCAGAAAUUAUACACCAAAAAUUAUAUCGGCCGAGGAUCACAUAAAGAAUACGGAGCAUUAAAUCAAAGACAUUUAGUACGUAGAAUAAGCUGUAAAUACGUGUUACUUUUAUACUGUAAGUUAGUAAAUGUAUUGGGAAACUGAAGAUGGA